AUGGAUAUGGAAGAUGGUGUACCACGUCGACAACCGCUUUUUCGUACACAAUCAGCUCAACAAGUUCAUAAAUUAAUAAAAAAAUCAACAAACAAAGAAAUUCAAUCAAUAUCAAAUUCUGUAACUAGUCGAUCAUAUGAUGAUUUAAAUAUAAACAAAAGUAAAUCAUUAGUUGAUCUUGCUGUACCAGCAUGUAAUUCAACAAUGAAAAUUAUUGAUCAAAUGGAAAAUUUAAAAUUUGAACAAUUUGAUCCUAUUUUAACAACAACACAUUUUGAUCAUAUAAAUGAACAGGCAAAUAAAAAAUUAAAUUAUUCAAAUGAACGAAUUUAUAAAGGUUUAAUUGAUCUUGAACCAAAUACUGAAGAAAUUCUUGCAGCAGCUGAGCAACAAGAAUUACAAAAACGAAAACAAGCAGCAAAAUUUUUAGAAGAAUAUCAAACUUUACAAAAAAAACGUAUUAAACCAGAUAUUAUGGAAUUAUUUGAUGAAACAACAAUGAUUAAACAAACAACACGUAUUAAUUUAAAACCAUUAAAAUCAAUUAAAAUGAAACCAAAACAAGCUACGAUAUAUUCAACUAAUAGUCUCAAUCAAGCACAAACAUUAUGGAAAAUAUGA
Molecule: messenger RNA, 621 nt
Organism: Rotaria sordida
Lineage: Eukaryota; Metazoa; Rotifera; Eurotatoria; Philodinida; Philodinidae
Source: the annotation of a GenBank genome assembly